Vicia villosa (hairy vetch) is the source of this 917-nucleotide messenger RNA. RefSeq names its product disease resistance protein RPV1-like. The transcript is spliced from 2 exons. The record is from RefSeq and is a predicted model, not a curated record. Gene Ontology annotation, biological process: signal transduction. The coding region runs from base 22 to 837 and encodes 271 amino acids. NCBI's taxonomy places the organism in Eukaryota, Viridiplantae, Streptophyta, Magnoliopsida, Fabales, Fabaceae.
CUAGCUAGCUUCAAAACAUUCAUGGCAUCCAUUGUUCAUCCAUUUUCUUUAAAACCCAAAUCUCCUCAACAAAUCCACGACGUCUUCCUCAGCUUUAGAGGCGAGGAUACUCGUAAUAAUUUCACGAGCCAUCUAUAUGCCGCCUUAACCCGACAUAAAAUCAGAACUUACAUUGACAAAGAGAUUGAAAGAGGUGAUGAAAUAUCACCCUCACUUGUCAAUGCAAAAUUAUCAAUAAUUGUCUUCUCUGAAAACUAUGCUUCUUCUAGAUGGUGUUUGGAAGAGCUUGUGAAAAUCUUGGAAUGUAAGAAAAAUGGUGGUCAAAUUAUAGUGCCUAUUUUCUACCAUAUACACCCGGCACAUGUGAGGAAUCAGAGGGGUAGCUAUGGAGUUGCUUUGGCAGAGCAUGAAAAACGUUUGGAUGUGGAGAAGGUUCAAACAUGGCGGCUAGCUUUGACAGAAGCAGCCAAUGUUUCUGGCUGGGAUUGCUUGGGCACAAGGAACGAGGCUGAACUAGUAGAGCAAAUUGCAAUGGAUAUAUUACCAAAGUUGGAGUUUCUAACAAGUGGGGUAUUAGAAAGACGCAUCAACACAUACAAUCAAAUUUCACAACAAAAACUCCAGAAAUUACUUUGUACAAGUAAUCUUGCUGACAUGGAAGAACUGAUCACAACAUUAUACGAACUAGCAGAACUAAAAUUGGAAAAGGCCACACGUUCAAACAAUUCAAGUGUUUUAGGUGAUGGUGAUGUUAUGGCUUCGUAUGGGUGUGUAUCGUGCGGCUUAAAAGGGACAAAUAGAUGCCUACAUUUAAAGCAAAAGAAUCGAAGGGCUUAAAAGUUACAAUAGUUGCAAUCCAAUCGUAGUGAUGGGGUAUAUAGAUUUAUAGAUAUAUAGAUGCAAGUGCAGGAGCAACA